UUUUGUUGGUGAGUGAGUGGCUUGUUGGCUGGCUCCCCACUAUGGAAGUCGACUAGUUGAAAACAGUUAUUUUCGUAGCGCAUACAAGGUGCCAAGCAAAAGUAAACGGGCGCGCACGGUUUUUGUUGAAAUCUCUUGUUAAAAACGAAGAUCACUCUCCCUCUCUUUAAACCAAAAAUCUGCAACUACCUAGAAACAUUAUUAAUUGGCUUAUCACACACAAGUCAAAGUGAAAAGCGUACAAGAACAAGGCCGUUUCAAGGCAUUAUUUGUUUAAUCUGGCGUGAUCAUUUUUCGGAACACAAGAUACGAAAAUGGCCAAUAAUAUUGAUACUUUAACCAAUGAAUGGGAUGAAUUGAAUAAAGAAUUUGUAGAUUUGGAGGACUGCAAUCGUAAAUAUAUUGAAUUGCUGGAACAAUUACAUUCCCAUCAACAAAAAUGUUUCAAUGAAAUAAAACAUCAGCGUUAUCGCAUGAAUCAAAUUAGUGCAUCGCUAAAGCAAUUUAAAAAUAUUCAAUCACCCGAAGAAAAAGAAAAAGUUGGAGAAUUGCAAAAAAAUACUCUUAAGCGCAAAGCUCAACUCUAUGAAAUUGAGCAAUCAUUACCAGCUAAAUCAGGUCGCUAUCUAAGAAUAAUUUUGGGUGAUGUUAAUGUUUCAAUUCUAAACAGAAACGAUAAAGUGCGCUAUAAAGAUGAAUAUGAAAAAUUCAAAUUGAUACUCAAUGUCAUAGGUCUAUUAAUGGCCUUUGUUAAUUUGAUAUUUAAUUACAGAGCCCUCGAAUUAUCCUACAUUUUCUUAUUGGUUUGGUACUAUUGUACCCUAACCAUACGUGAAUCGAUUUUAAAAGUAAAUGGCUCUCGUAUCAAGGGCUGGUGGCGGGCCCAUCAUUUUAUAUCGACUGUGGCCGCUGGUGUAUUACUGGUAUGGCCUCAGGGUGAACAUUGGCAACUGUUUAGAAAUCAAUUUAUGUACUUUAAUGCCUAUAUAAGCAUGGUCCAAUAUCUACAAUUCGGUUAUCAAAAGGGUUUGCUGUACCGUUUAAAGGCUUUGGGUGAACGCCACAAUAUGGACAUUACCAUUGAAGGUUUCCACUCUUGGAUGUGGCGAGGUUUAAGUUUCUUAUUGCCCUUCUUGUUCAUGGGUUAUGCCUUCCAGGCCUAUAAUGCUUGGACAUUAUAUAAAUUGUCUACCAGCCCACCAGAUGCACCUUGGCAUGUUUCUGCUUUGAGCGGUUUAUUCUUUUUGCUAUUUAUUGGCAAUAUCUGUACAACCCUAUUGGUGGUACCCGAAAAGAUACGUGAGCGCGCCAAGGAACGUUAUCGUCUUAUCAGUAUGGGCAAAUCAAUGAAAUUGCGCAAACAAAUGAAGAAUAGCAUGAGUGAAUCUGAACUCUCCUCUAAACCAGGCACCACAACAUCACCCAUGGCCGAUUCUACCACAUCGUUAGAAUCAACGCUAGAAGACAAGAAAAGCAACUAGUGAUAAUAAUCUAAAAAAAAGAAUGAAACACACACACAACUAUUUAAGAAAACUAUAAAAGGAAACAAGAACUUAAGUUCCAUUAAACUAAAUGAAACACACAUAAAUUAUUAAAAGUAACAUGCAGACUUAGAAUAUUUAUAAUAGAAAAACUAACCUACCGAAAAAUUAAAUGGAAAAAUAAAACAAACAAUUCAAAAUGGCUAAAUAAAAAAUCUUUAAAUACUAAAUUAAAUAGUAGAAUCUAUAAACAAAUAUGCAUGAUCAAAAUCGAAGGGAAAAAAACAAUUAAUUUUGUAAGAAAAAUUAUCAAAUAAAUUACUUGAUGAUUUUAACAGCUUUACAAAUAGUAAGGCUUAAGUUUUACACAUACAGGUUAUAACAUUCAAAAUGUCAAAAACUUAAUCUUAAACUUUAUAAAUAUUGGAAAUACCGUCUAAGACUUUAAGAGCUCUUUGCCAAUGAUAUUUUUAUGAUUUUGGUAUUUUACUUAGUUUAAUAAUUAAACCUUUCAAAACUUCUAAAUUGAUUUGUAGUUUAGCUUUUAUUUACUGCAUUAUUUUCUUUAAUAUUGCUCAACAUUUUUGAAUUUUCACAACAUCUAAUUCAAAUAAAAAUUUUGAAUUUCAAAACUCCUGAAUUAUAGUUAAUGCUGCAUGCAAUUAUAGAAAAAUCUUUAUAAUUAAAUGUUAAUUACUCUUUGUUUAAUUUAUUAUUAUUAUUAUUUUAUUUAGUUUUCCCUUUCUUAAUCAUAAGUUAUACUAAUUCUUCUUUUUACUAUUAUUUAUACCAGAUAAUUUGUUUUAAGUCAGUUAAGAUGGCUCAGGAAUAUUCAUUCCAAGAAUCCAACUAAUGGCAAACAAAAAUGAACAAUAUUUAAAUGACUUUUAAAAAAAAAAAAAAAAUAACAUAAUUUUCCUGCAUUCUCUUGUAUUUGUAUUCUAAGAGCUAAAAGAAAACCAAACAAAACCACAAUUAAUUACACAUUAGAGUAAUUAUGAGUACAUUUGUAUUUCUAUUUGUUUGUAUUAUUUCAAAUGAUAGCAUUUAAACUUAAACUAAUACAACCAGCUAAUUAGCUUAGGUCAUUAAAUGAAUUGAGUAUGAUUAAAAUACAUUUUUAAUAUAGCAAAAAAAAAAAACUCCCAACCAAAUCAUUACUCAAAUAUGAGUAAUUAAAAAUUUAAAUUUAAUUAACAUUUUGGUAUUUGCGUAAGAAAUUAACACACAAAUUUGUAAACUUUAAAGUUAAAUGUUCUUAUUUAAAAAAAGUAAACUUUAAUUUGUAAUUGUGUAAAAAAAAUAAAAUUAAAUUUUAACAAAACAAA
This is a messenger RNA of Calliphora vicina (urban bluebottle blowfly), 2809 nucleotides long. RefSeq names its product transmembrane protein 120 homolog. The transcript is spliced from 9 exons. Gene Ontology annotation, cellular component: membrane. NCBI's taxonomy places the organism in Eukaryota, Metazoa, Arthropoda, Insecta, Diptera, Calliphoridae. Bases 315 to 1481 code for a protein of 388 amino acids. The record is from RefSeq and is a predicted model, not a curated record.